GGUGGUUUCCUGACCCCGACAGCAGAUAACUGAUAUCAUAUUUAUUUGUGGUAUGUCUGAGUAACAACUGAUCUAAACUUAGGCUCAAUCCGUCGUACGGCACGAUGAGCGAAUCAAGAAGAAAGAGGUACACCGCAGGCCCGAAAUCUCGGUCAGAUAACGCAGAAAAUCAGUACCGCAACACAGGUAGUGGAGUUUCAAGCUCAAAUCAUCGACAGAAAAAUAACCACAUCGGUAGAAUGACCAGUUAUGACCGAGUUAGGAAGAUAGUCCAAGAAGAAGGAAGAACAGCAAGGAAUUUAGUUCAGUACAAUGUACCAUUAGCAACAAAUGGAGAAAGAUCAAGUCGAUCUUUACUACGACAUCGUAAAAGUUGUCAGGAUGUGGGUAUUUUAAUGACAGGAAAUUUGCCGCGAUGUCGUGUUCUCUCCGUUGAUUCUCAUUUAGCCAAUCGAAUGGCGAGCGAUAUGACCAAGUCACCGAAGUCAGAAAGUGGAAGAAAACCAGAUCUACGAGCAAGAUAUUGGAAGUUUCUAUUUGAUAAUUUACAAAGAGCUGUUGAUGCUAUUUAUGAAACCUGUGAACAAGAUGAAAGUGUAUUAGAAUGCAAGGAAGUGAUUAUGAUGUUAGAUCAGAGCGCAAGAGAUUUUAGAUUAUUGAUUGAAAGAUUGGAUAUGUUGAGGGCUUUUGAAGAAUCGGCAAAAGAUGGAGACAGACCGACGGCUAUUGCAUGGGAAGUUCGUAAAAUGUCACCAGGCAAGAUGGCAAAUCAUUCCGUUCAGGGUCGAUGUUCACCUAGUCCAGCACAGCGUGUUUUAAAUUUCUCUAACACCACCUCCUCACAGAAUACCUCCAUAUCACAACCACGAACAUCCGACACAACAACACCUAAAGCACAAACUCCACCACCUAAGAUUAUAGGAAAUAGUUGGGCUGAUAAAGUAAAAGGAAUAAUUUGUCAACCUAAACCAAUUCGACCGACUAGUCUAACAGAAAUAGAUUUUUCUGACACUUCUUCAGAUAUUGGUACCGGUGAUACUGAAGGAUGGGAAACUGUUCAAAGAGGAAAAGCAAAGGCAAAGAAUUCACCAUCACAGAAAUCCUUAGAAAAUCUAUCAAUUCAGAAAUCCAAUGAAAGUCUAAAAUCAAAUCUUUUCCGCUCAAAAUCUGUUCCUGACUCCGCUAAAACCACAUCCAAGGAUAAAAAAUCGAUUAAAAGUAAAAAUGAGGACAUAAAAAAUUCUGAGAAAAACAAACGUAAGGAUAGUGAAAAGGAAAAUCUACCUGUAGAAAAAACUGAAAAUAAAUUAACGGAACCCACAACAUCGAGUACGUCAAAUUUAACGCCUGCAACACGGAACACUAAGACUUCUAGUCCAAAACCCAAAGAUACAAAUUCUAAAAAUUCAAAAAGUUCCGUUGCAGCAGUUAAUUCGACUGCUACAAAGACAAAUGUGAAAGAAAAAGACAAAAAACUUUCUGCUAAGGAGGCAAAAAAUUCAAAAACUGUGAAAAGAACUGUGACAUCUUCACCAGUUAAUACAAAGACGGAAUCUAAGAUACAGAAAGGAAAUUCACGCGGGAAGAAGAUAUGUAAAGAUCCGAAUGAAAUCGUUAAUACUAUGAAUACGUUGAAGGCUGCGUUAUCUCAGACAUCAUUACAUAGCGGUCUGGAUGAUAAUGAUAAUGAUGAUGUGUUAGCAGAACAGCUUGAUACGGCAUUGGCCUGUGCACAAGAUGCAGAAGAAAGUCUGUCGUCCCAGCUAGAAGAGGAACAACAGCAGGCCUUGGAAUCAGCCAUAGAGGAGGAAGAAACAUGGUUAAAGGAACUAGCUAGAACGGCUAGUACAGAAAUAGAAGUUGAUACUGAAAGUGAAUUAACAGAAACUAUGACAUCUUUAGAAUCAUCUCAACCAACUUUAGACUGGGAAACAAUGGAGGCAGAAUAUGAAGAAAAAGGAAAUAGUCGAUCAUGGAGUGAAAUGGUUGAAGAAGCUGAAGAAAGAACCCCAGGUCACGGUGUACAUAUGCAUGAAAAACUCUCAUCACCUUCUAGAAAAAGGUCCCCAGCAGAAUCUCGAAGACGUCAUGAAGAGAAGCAAGCCAAGGCUCAAGAACUACGCGAAAAGUUGAUGCAAGAGAAAGCUGAAAGACUGAGAGAAUUGUCUAAAAAGGUAGAAGAAGUUCGAGCAUGGAAGGAAGAAUUAAUGAAGCAGAGGAAAGACACGAUGGAACGAAAACUACAACGAGCGGAGGAGAAACGACAGUGUCAGUUACGUUUAAAAUCAAAGAAAGCACAUGACGAAGAAGCGAAGGCGAAUGAAAUAGCUUUCAUCAACUCCCUAGAAGCUCAGAAUAAACGACAUGAUAUUCUCUCGAAACAUCAGGAAUCCGAGGCACGACUUAAAGAACAGGCUGAAGAAAGAGUGAGGAAAAUGGAGGAGAAACAAGCCAAGGAGGCGGCUGUGGAAGAAAGACGUCGCGCCUUGGAAGCUGAUCGAAAAGCUAAACUGGUGGAGAUGCAGGAACGUAGAAAGAAGCGUGAUGCAAGAAUUGAACAUGAACGAGAGGAAAGAGAGAAGGAGAGACACGAAGCCUUAAAGGCUAAAGAAAGAGACCAGAAAGAAAGACUGGCUGCAUUAAACGCUCAGCAAGAGGCUCAUAUACAAGAAUUACAGAAAAAGAUACAACAAAAGCAAGAUGAGAGUAGUCAACGUCAUGAAGAAGUUUUACAACAGAUUCGAGAGAAAGCGUUUGAAAUGAGUAUUUAUAAACAUUCUACCGAGGAUCAUAACGACGCCCCACAACUUACACUUUAUGACAAGAAGAAACUCUGUACUAUAUGUAAUACCCUGAUCCCGUCUGAAGUAUAUUUAUUGAGUCAUCUACGUGGAAAGAAACAUCAACAAGCCUUAAAAGAUAAUAACGCAGGUCAAGACAUGUCCAAUCAGGAGAUUGAGAAUUUUAAUUUGAAGAAUAUAGUCGAUGUACCUGAAAACAGUACUCAUCCUCAACUAGUCACGGAGAAAGAACGACUAAAGUCUAUGAAGAAACGCUACAAGAAAUUACGUGUUAGGAUGAUCUCCAGAGGUGUGGAAUAUGAAAAUGCGUUGUCUAAUAAAAUACAGGCUCAAGAUUCAACUCAUAAAGCCAAGAUACAGAAGUUAGUGAAAGAUAUUAGUAAGUUUAUCCAGACAUCGGAUACAGGUCCAUGGCAACAGAAUAAAGUAUCAGCUAUAGAUCGAGCUGUUGGUGAACUCGGGAGAUUACUUGAGAAAAAGGUUCCGGCUGAUUUGAAUAAUUUCCGUUUUCUGGGUUGUAUGAAUCAUCUGUCCAAGAUUUUAUCAACAAUCGAUGAUGCAACAGCCACGCUACCCUGUGUUGUACCCCCUAGAUUAUUAAGUCAUGCGUGUGAGGUAUAUCAUAUUUAUAUAUUACAGGUUGUUAAGUCAUGCUUGUGA
Molecule: messenger RNA, 3461 nt
Organism: Patella vulgata (common limpet)
Lineage: Eukaryota; Metazoa; Mollusca; Gastropoda; Patellidae
Product: S phase cyclin A-associated protein in the endoplasmic reticulum-like
Exons: 22
Coding region: 105-3461 (1118 amino acids)
Molecular function (GO): nucleic acid binding; zinc ion binding
Source: RefSeq, a predicted model, not a curated record